Messenger RNA from Zingiber officinale, 1451 nucleotides. RefSeq names its product RING-H2 finger protein ATL54-like. Gene Ontology annotation, biological process: protein ubiquitination. Gene Ontology annotation, molecular function: transferase activity. Bases 46 to 1152 code for a protein of 368 amino acids. The record is from RefSeq and is a predicted model, not a curated record. Lineage: Eukaryota; Viridiplantae; Streptophyta; Magnoliopsida; Zingiberales; Zingiberaceae. The transcript has a single exon.
GGUUAAGAAGUUAUCUAGGGGUAGGAGGACCUCGCGGCCAUUACGAUGGCCUCCCGCCGACCAACUCGCCGCCUCCUCUACGAGACGCCCGGCGACUCGUUCCCACGCCCGCAAGAUUACUCGCUUACUACUCCGUCCGUUCCUUUUCCUCCUCCUCCUCCUCCUCCGUCUCCUAUCUUUUCCCAGGAACCCACCACCAUACGCCUCCACCGCUCCAGCUCCCUCCUUCCCGCCCUCCCCGUCGCCGCCGCUUCCGUCGUCGCCGCCGCCGCAAUCAUGAUCAUUUUCACUUUAUUCCUAAUCCGCCUCCGCCGCCGACGCCGUGCUGGAGCCGCCUCGCCGCUCGGGGACGACUAUGGCGGAGACGGCGAAGAAGUGGUGCAUCACGUGUGGUACAUACGCACCGUCGGCCUGGAUGAGUCAGCCAUCGAGUCAAUCACGGCGUGGGCCUACAAGACCGGGGAUGGCGUCCUCGGAUCCUCCGCCACCGGCUGCUCAGUGUGCCUCUCGGAGUUUCGCGACGGGGAACUCGUUCGCCUCCUCCCAAAGUGCGAUCACGCCUUCCACCUCGGUUGUAUCGACACAUGGCUACGAUCUCACGUCAAUUGCCCCCUUUGCCGAGCUCCAAUCGUUGCUCCAAGCUCCGUCACCGCGGAUUGCGUUCCUGGAACAAGCACCACUGCUCUGCCCUCCUCUUCUUUCCCCCCACCUGAACCCGGCCCCAAUACUAUCACCUCAGCGGACAAUGAUCAGAUGGGCAGCCGGCAAACUGAGCUUGGUCCUGGUGCCUCAGAAGAGGAAUUUGAAGCUGAAAGAUUGGAACUUGCAGCUAGAACUCAAGCUGUACCAGUCCCCAUCUUAAGCGCCGAGUUGAAAAUGCCUAUUGACAUCGGGGAAGACGGAUUCCAGCCCAUCGGCAGAUCGUUCUCCAUGGAUUCAAUUUCUCUGGAGUUGGAGAAUCUCAGGAACUUCAACAACAAGAAAAAACACACCUUAGAGGAAGAUUCGAAUGCUCCAUCUACAACCAGGGCAAAGCAUGCUUGCCAUGCCAAUUCCUUCCGCAAGGAAAUGGGUAGAUCCUUAGCAAGCGCCAGCGAGAGGUUCAUCUUCUCAGUAAACGGGAGACCUCGGAACUCAGUUUGUCCACAGUAAUGGCAGCAAAAUGUACCAGUAAUGAAUCCUUCCAAGUCAUAAAAAUGACAACUUUCUUAGACAUGUUUGGUUCUCGGCAAGUCGAGAGCUACUUUUGGUGUAAUUUGUGUUUAUAGAUGCAGAACCUUGGAGCGACAAGCUGUCACUCGUGCUGCAUCAGUUCUAGUCAAUCAUGUGGAUGCAUAUUUGUGUUUUCUGAUUAGUUUUACAAAUGUUCUUAAUAUAUAUUCAGCUUACAAAGAUCCUUAUGUUGUAAUUAGUAUGAUCCAAAUCAAUGGUAUUGUGAUUUUGAUGAUCAA